UGCAGGGAGCAUCCAAGCGUAGUCUCCAGUAUGACUCUCCACCAGCACUGUCAAAUCGUCUCUGCGGUUGUGCUGCUGAUAUUGGCAAUAGUGGGUAUUCUGUUGGUGGUCCUUCCAGCUAAAGACGUGGAAACAGCUGAGAACAUGUAUGGGAUUGUUAUGGAUGCAGGUUCAUCGCACAGUUCCAUGUACAUCUACAAAUGGCCUGCUGACAAGCAAAAUGGCACUGGGAUUGUUAGCCAGCACAGCGAGUGUCAUGGAGAUGGUGGAGGGAUAUCCAGCUUUGCAUAUGUCCCUGGUGGUGCAGCAGAAAGUCUGAAGGCCUGUCUGAACCAAGCUGUCAAGGAUAUCCCGAAAUCCAGGCACCACCAAACUCAACUCUAUCUGGGAGCAACUGCAGGCAUGAGACUCUUGAACAUAACCAGUCCCACAGAGGCCAAGCGGAUACUGAAGGAAGUGGAAAACAAACUUCGCUCUUACCCUUUCAACUUCAAAGAUGCAACCAUGCUGAGUGGAACGGAGGAGGGGGCUUACGGUUGGGUCACAGUCAACUACUUACUUGAAAACUUUGUCAAGUAUGGCUUUGUUGGGCGCUGGCUGAAUCCAGACAGAGAGACGGUUGGAGCUUUGGAUUUAGGUGGAGCUUCCACACAGAUCACUUUUGAGACCCCCGAAAAGAUAGAGGCCAAGGAAAAUAUGAUUGAGCUGAUGCUUUACGGACAAACCCACAGACUAUACACCCAGAGCUUCCUGUGCUACGGCCAAGAGCAGAUCCUGCAGAGACUGCUGGCUCAUCUUAUCAAGACUCAAGGUCUAGGACCUGUAGUGACCAAUCCCUGUUAUCCACGAGAGUUCAAAAGCUCCAUCAAGCUUGGAGAGGAUGUCUUUGAUUCUCCGUGUACUAAGAUGUACAGACCAGUCCAGUUUGACCCCCAGAUGUCUCUAUCAGUAGUGGGCACAGGAGAUUACCGAGGCUGCCGGGACAAUUUAAAUCAGAUGUUCGACUUCAAAAACUGCUCUUACUCUAAGUGCUCCUUUGAUGGAGUCUUUCAGCCUAACGUGAGAGGAAGCUUCUUGGCAUUCUCUGCUCUCUUCUUCAUUAUCGACGAAAUCCAACUUCUCACCAACAUCUCCAUUACGUCCCAUAGCCAUCUGGAGGCAGCAGUCAUACAAAUCUGCAACAUGACCAUCUCUGAGCUGACUAGUGAACCAAAUCUGGAAGAGAAAUACAUGAAGAAUACCUGCGCCAUGUCCAAUUACAUCCAGAUCCUACUAAAGCAGGGCUAUGGUUUCGAUGAGCGCUACUUUUCUUCCAUCUCAUUUCGGGGAGAGGUGGGGCAUGCAUCUACAGGCUGGACUUUGGGAUAUAUGUUGGUUCUGAGCAAUAUGGUUCCAUCAGAGAGCCUUGAACUGAUGAAGGCUCUGCCCCUACAGCCCUGGGGUGGUAUCCUCUUCCUCUUCAUCGCCAUCCUCCUCAUUGCUUUGGGAUACCUACUGAUGACGAUCCACAGAAACUCAGGGACUAUAGGAGGUGUGGUGUAAGGGCAAACGUGACCCACUUCCCCAUCCAAAUUCACACUUCUCUUAGAGCAGAUUGUUUGUCAUCCUCUUUAAGGAAAUGUGUUUGGUCACACGGCCUCACAUAAACGUAUAUACAUAAAUACAUUAUAUACAACACCUUUAAUAUAUGACAGACAUCAGAUACAUCCACAUUUAGACACACACACAACAAAUCAAGACUUCCUCAAAGUUUUAACUGAUAUGGUUGUGGUGAUGCCAAACAUAAUGUAGUAAUGGUGUCCUGUGAUGCACAUGUUCAUCCAAAACUAUCAACCUUUGGGAAAUACUGCAAAUAUAUUCAGACUUUUUUGUUGCACUAUUGUGUGUGAGUGAGUAAUCAACAAAGUAGUGAAAUAUACAGUUUUCUCUGGAAAUCCACAAAACGUCUUCUUGCUUGUAUGGAUGUAAAAUUACACUACUAAAUAAACAGUGUUUUUUUUUGUAAA
Plectropomus leopardus (leopard coralgrouper) is the source of this 2006-nucleotide messenger RNA. Its product is annotated as ectonucleoside triphosphate diphosphohydrolase 2-like. Gene Ontology annotation, biological process: nucleoside diphosphate catabolic process. Gene Ontology annotation, molecular function: UDP phosphatase activity; ribonucleoside triphosphate phosphatase activity; GDP phosphatase activity. Gene Ontology annotation, cellular component: plasma membrane. Lineage: Eukaryota; Metazoa; Chordata; Actinopteri; Perciformes; Serranidae. The record is from RefSeq and is a predicted model, not a curated record.